This is a messenger RNA of Plasmodium adleri (nom. inval.), 597 nucleotides long. Its product is annotated as conserved Plasmodium protein, unknown function. Bases 1 to 597 code for a protein of 198 amino acids. Lineage: Eukaryota; Apicomplexa; Aconoidasida; Haemosporida; Plasmodiidae. The transcript is spliced from 3 exons. The record is from RefSeq and is a predicted model, not a curated record.
AUGAUAAAAAGUAAAUUUUUGUGUAAAUCCCAUAAAUUCUUUACAUAUUCAUGCGCAAAAAUAAAAAAUGAAAAAUCAUGUAUGGUUUUAAAUUUUUUAAAAGGAUAUAGCAGCCUUAUAGAAAAGAAAUAUUUACCAUAUGAUAAAAGACAUUUUAUUUAUAAUAAGAAUAGAUUAUUAAGUGAUGUUACAAAUAAGAUAAAUGAAAAAAAAUCGGAUGAACAAUAUGAUAGUGAUGAUGAUAAUGAUAGAUUAAUAUUAAAUGAUGAUGAUGAAAAAGAAAUACAUAUUGAAAAUAAAAGAGAAGCAAGUAAUAUAACAAAUAUAAAUAAAAAUAUUGAUAAUAUUGAAAAUAUUAAAAGUGAUAUGGCACAUUCAAAUAAUGUGAAUGAUUCUAACCAAAAAAAGCAGAUGAAGAACAAAGGAAAAUACGAUUCAGAUGUCAUAAUAAUGUACAAUCACUUUUCUCAGUUACCCGAAAAAUUUCUUUCUUCAAAAUUAAGUGAAGAAGAAAUUGAACAUAUAAAUACAGGAAUAUAUAACCCAGAUUUUGAUAAUUAUAUUAACAAUAUAGUUAUGAAAAAAAAAAAACAAUAA